This is a messenger RNA of Pocillopora meandrina, 5028 nucleotides long. The record is from the annotation of a GenBank genome assembly. NCBI's taxonomy places the organism in Eukaryota, Metazoa, Cnidaria, Anthozoa, Scleractinia, Pocilloporidae.
CUCAGACCCAGUCUUCUCAGUCUGCACGUGGUGCAUGUUAUCAAAAUGGCAAGUGAGAACACAGAAGAAACGGACCAAAUAUUGGCUGAAUUUUUGUCCUGGUGUGAGCGAAACGACCUUAAAUUAAGUGAAAAGGUUGGUUAAAAAAUUAAAACUGGCAUUUAUUGUACUAAAGUGUCCCUCCUUUGUCUAAAAAAGAGUUGGUAGAUAUUAACAUGUUGGCCAAAAUCAGCUGCUUACUCUACUGAUAAAACAUAAAUUUUCACCAACGCAUCCACGAAAAAUGUUUCUUCUAAUCGCAUCCAAAAUUGUAUUGGAUGAAAGGAAACAGUGCAGGGAAUUAGGGCUGUUAUGUCUUAAUUUUUUUUGCCUCUAGGUGAAGGUUGGACUGAAGGGAUCUUGUCAUCGUUAUGGCAUGACAGCUGUGGAGAACAUUGAGGAAGGGGAAUCCUUGUUUCAAAUUCCACGGUCACUUGUUUUGCAACCGAAGACUUCAUCCAUCUCCAAACUUUUUGAAGAUUUAUCUGAUGAGGAUGAGUUUGAAUCAGAAAGAGGGUAAAGAUAAUUACACCUGAUGUUAGUGGAAACGGCGUGUGUUGUUAGUGUUAUUUUUUGGGGGAAGUUGGAUCAUUCUGUGUCUUUAGAGUCAAUAGGAUCUUGCUGUGCUGAAAGGAGGGAGAGAGAGAAUACCAGUUAGAAUAAAAGUUUAAAUCAGAUUGUUGGUGUGACUUAGAGGUAUUUUAAUCUCUAUGUCAUAAUCAUUUGAUGUGCAACCCCAUUCUAGUAACUUCAUUGAAAAUGCAACUCCAUUACAGUCAAUUCAGUUGUGAAAAUGCAACCCAUCCAGUGGCACAUCCCCAUAAGCCUUUUACGAGGAAGUAUCCCCUCUCCUAUACCUAAAACCUUACCUGGAAGGGGGGCAAAUUAGUUGUCUGUUUUAAAAAUGUGGUGAAGGAGAUGAAUUUGGGAUUACUCAGGAAGAAAUUCAAGCUAUGGUCAGAGUGGGUAUUGAACCCACCAUAUGCAGAUUUCAAGGUUUACACUCUCACCACUCAGCCAGGCUGCUUCUACUGUAUAAUUAAGUUUCGGCACUGAGUUGAUAACACAAAUUGACCAUUGUAAAGAGUCUCAAAGCUGAAGUUUUGAUCGUUAGCCUCUCAUUAGAGUGUUCACCCUCAUCUUUCAUUCUGACAAAGGGCUAACACUCAAAACAUCAGCUUUUAAACUCUUUACGGUGGCCAAUUUCCUCCAUCAACUCAGUUGAUAAUACUGAAUUACCCUGUUAUACUCUCCCACUGACACUGCACCACAGUUCCUUCAGAAACUUACCCCCUUUAUGCUUUUACUGCAAUCACCUAUUACUUGAGUUUUGGUAAUAACCCAGUAAUGUUCUUUAGGUCUGGCUGGGCUCCUCUUCUCCUGACAUUGAUGUACGAGUACACUAAUCCAACAUCUCACUGGAAGCCGUAUUUAAACCUGGUGCCUGAAGUAACAGUCUUGGACCAACCCAUGUUUUGGAACGUAGAGGAGAGACAAAGAGAACUGAAAGGGACUGGGAUUGAGGAAGAUGUUGAAAAUGAUGUACAGGGCAUUGAGGAGGAAUAUAAUACUACAGUUUUGCCUUUUAUUAAGAAGUAUCCACAGUAUUUCAGGUAUCGAUCCUAGAUUAGGAGUUUUAUUUUUAAGAAAACAGAUUUAAGAAAGUUGUCAAAUUUAUUUGGUAUGAAUAAGUUCAAUUAAGAAAAUUUUUUUCCGAGUGAAGAAUGGAACCAAUAGGUGGAAGUUAAGGAAGGAAGUGGGAGGGAGGGGGGUGGGGGGGGUGGGGGGGAGGGUCAUUUUAUAUUUCAUUCCUGCUACCCACCCAUAUGAAUCCACCAUUUACUUUUCUCUCUUCUCCUAUACCUCUCACCUCUCUUUUCUUGGGCUUCAUUCCACUCUCUCUCCACCAGAGACCCUAUUUGUUAUUGGUCUUAUGUUCAGCUCAUAAGCAAAAGGGAACUUGAGGCCUUUAGACACAAUAGAGGUUUUUUUUAAGGCAAGCAUCAAGAAGAUCAAAAGAUUGCUGAUUGUGUUGUAAAGGAGAGGGAAAGAUGGUGAAUUUGAGACCCUGGUGCUAAAUUAACCCUUUUACUCUCAGAAUUGAUUAACAUGUAACUUCUCCCCAUUAUGUCCAUACAUCAUCCAGCAAACAGGUGAUGAGAAUACUCAAACUAAUCAGGUGGAAGUUGUUUUCUUGAUCUAAGAGGGAAAUGAAAUGUUUAGCAGCGAGAGGGGAGAAUUAACAAUCAGUUCUUGGGAGUUAAAGGGUUAAAGAAAAUUGUCGCAAUUUAAAGUGGGCAUCACUAAAGAAUUAAUCAAUGUAAAUUAUUUUCUUUUUGGUUGAAGCGAGUCCUGUCACAGUCUUUCUCUGUACAAACACAUGGCAGCAUUUGUCAUGGCCUACAGUUUCACUGAACAUAAGUCAAGUCCUGAUGAUGAUGAUGAUGAUGAUAGUGAAGAUGAUGAUGAUGAAGAUGAGAAUAAUGAUGCAGCUCCUGCCAUGGUGCCAAUGGCAGACAUACUUAAUCAUAUCAGUAACAAUAAUGCUCACUUGGAGUUUGGUGCUCAAACUUUGACAAUGGUGGCAACACAAGAUAUUCCAAAGGUGAAAUCAAUGUUGGUGAAUUUAAACUGGAUUUGUCGUAUAUGUAUGAUCGAGGAUAAUUUAUGUAAUUAGGCUUAAACCCUUAAACCUUAGCAUCAGUAUGUAUAUUCUCCAUGCUGUUCUCUACAUAUUUCUUAAGGUGCUGAUAAGGAGAAUUUGUUUGACAAUCACAAGUUUCUUUAGUUGGUGAUCAUUUCCUUUAUUCUUGUGACCUAGGUGUUUGAUUCAGGGGUGAUAUUGUAAGGAGAAAUUAGAUACUUGUCACUCUUAGGGAUCAAAGGGUCAAGGUUCUGAACAUUUUUAUAGAUCCGUUUCAUAAGGAAGUACUGGUAUUUCCACAGACCUGGAGUCAACCUCCCAGUCACAACCAUGUCACAAUUACCUUACGUUUCCUUCUGUGUUUUAUUUCAGGGACAGGAAAUUUUCAAUACUUAUGGUAACCUUGCCAACUGUCACCUGCUGCAGUCAUAUGGAUUUGUGGAGGAAGAAUUACCAAAUCCAUAUGACAUGGUGAGACAUUCAUUUUAUAUCCACUAUACAUUGUAAGAGGAAUUAUUUUGUGACAAAUCUGUUUUGUUUUCAGGUAGAAUUACCCAUCAGUGCAUUUAUUGAGACAAUGAAGGACAAUCAGUCACAACAGGAGAAAGGAAUAUUUCACUCUAAGCUUGAGUUCCUAGAAGAAGCAGUAAGUAACUUAAUUAGGACCUGUUUCUCGUGGCAACAAUACCUUAACAAUGUACACCCUAACAUCAGUAUGCAUACUCUCCAGACUGCUCUCUAUACUUUAACUGAGGUGUUGACAUGGAGAAUUUGUUUUACAAUCGAGAGCUCUUUUAGUUGGUGAUUAUUUCCUUUAUUCUUGUGAGGUAAAUGUGUGAUUUAGGGCUAAUAUUAUGAGGGGAAAUUAGAUGCUAGUCACUCUUUGGGUUCCAAUAUAUGGAUUCCCCCCCUCAGCAGAAAAGUUGUUUUUCUGGAAAGUGUUUUGUCACUUAUAACUUAGCCUGCAGAACAUGUGUACUGGUAAUUUUUUUUUUUGAAAUGAAAUCUUUUAGCCACUCCUCCCCUCUUUUGUGACCAAUCAUCUUAUCCUUACCCUCAAUUUCCCAAUAGCAUAAAAAAGUUGCACCUGUUCAGCAGGUUAUUACAGCUUGGUAGUGUUAGUUAAUUCCAUUGGUAUGAUAUCCAGCUUGCUGUUUUGGUAGGGUGUGGCUUCCAAGGAUGAUUUGUUUCUUUUUGGACGUGAGGGAUGUUCACACUUUGGUCCAGAUUUGUAUGCUACUCUGAGAGUAAGUAAUGCAAAUGCCUAAUGUGAUCAGUUAUCAGGACAACAAAUCAUUGUUCUGUAUAUCAGAUGCUGUGGCUAAUCAUGACUGACUUGUGCAACUUGAGUCUCAUAGCCAACAACAACACAGCUACACUGACCAAACAGUUUACAUGAACCAGAUUUAUAUGCUGGACUUACAACAACUCUUCAUUAGACUCUGAUGAUGACAUCUGCUUAGGUUGUUGAAUUGUCAGUCACUACUACCAACAACAGUCCUUCUCAGGACUACCCUUACCCAGACAAUCACACCACAAGAUCAAACACUCUUUUCUUGUUAUGUAUGUUGCAUUAUUGUGACUGAACUAUCUGUUAUAAUUUUUGUCAAAUUUUGUAACAUGUUUGUUUUAAGAUCCUUCAUUUGUCUGGAGAGAAGUUCAAACAAUUAUUGGAAGAGCAAGUAAAGAAACAGAGAAGUGAAGAAUUUGAUGACAUUGGACAUGUGCUGGAUCAAAUUGACGAUGAAACUAAAAAGGAUACAUGUUGGAGAUUCUUGGAGCUUGUUUAUAAGGCUGAAUGUAACAAAGGGAAGAAGAAAAGGAAAAUCAAGGAAAAGGACUUGCAACUGAAACAGAAGAAAAUUAAAACUACUGGCUAUGGAAAUUCAGACUCCAUGGAGAGUCUACUGAUCAGCACUAAAGAUUGUGGUAACAGACACAUACAAACUAACAAUGGCAGUUUAGAAAAAAACAAAAUUGAAAGUGAAAAUGAAUUAAAUCCCUGGUCCAAAGAUGAUGCUUGUGCUUGUGUGAAGAGAACUUCAGACCCAGGAAAAUGUGUUGCUGAGAGAGAUGAAGCUUCAGAUGUAAAAAGCACAGGGAAAAAGAAGCUGUGCUGUGAUGAGGAUGGCAAAGCUGGUGGCAGCAGUGAUAUCAGUGGGGAUCGCAUAAGUAAUGACAAUGAAACCAACAGCAGAAAUGACAAUUAUGAUGAUGAUGAUAAUGACAACGAUGACAAUGUCGAUGACAACAGUAAGGAUGAUGAGGAUGAUGAUAGUGAGGAUGAUAGCCAAGAAGAAUCUAAACAAUCUCUAAGUUAUGGUAAACAACACAAGCUUUGUUAG